This is a messenger RNA of Aspergillus wentii DTO 134E9, 267 nucleotides long. RefSeq lists its product as uncharacterized. The coding region runs from base 1 to 267 and encodes 88 amino acids. NCBI's taxonomy places the organism in Eukaryota, Fungi, Ascomycota, Eurotiomycetes, Eurotiales, Aspergillaceae. The transcript is spliced from 3 exons. The record is from RefSeq and is a predicted model, not a curated record.
AUGAAACUCGCUCUCCCUUUUCUAUUUGCUCUAGCAGGCAUCCACUCAGCCAUUGCACAGAGUUCAGACACGUGCGAGGCAGAUGCAAAUACAAUUAAUCAAAGUUUUACUGGAGCUCCAUACAAUGAAGAUGUGUCAUCUUUACUCAGCACAGAAGAUAUUCGGGUGAUUCAUUUUGGUGAUGAAGUUACUCUUGAUUCCAAACCUUCUAGAUUGACUAUCCUACUUGAUGCGGAUGGGAACAUUAAGUCUGCUGGAUGCUAUUAA